AACCGAAAUCGGAAAUAUAGCGUUACUCAAGUUCGUUUGGAAAAGUAUUCAAGUAAUUUAACUAAUUGUAAGUCAUAAAGAUUGGCGUAUUUGUAUUGGUGGUGCUCAUCAUUAAUAAUGACCAGUUACCACAAAAUCUACAUGAACCAUGUGCAAUCCAGCAACCUCCAAUCACAGCUGUGUGCCAUGUGGAAAAAACAGACUCUUUGUGAUGCUGUCAUCAAAUCAGACACUACUCUAGUCAGGGCACAUAGAGUAGUUUUAGUGGCUUCUUGUCCAAUGCUACAGUCCAUGGAGAAUUCCACAUCAGGCUCACAUUUAGAAAUCCGAGUCACAUCUGAUAUCUGUAGAGAGUCUAUCAUAACAUUUCUACAGUAUCUCUAUGAGGGUUUUCUGAUGUUAACGGAGGAAAACUGCAGGCAGGUGGAGAGGCUAGCUCGGAUGUUACAUAUGGACAACAUCAUCAACUGUUGUGCCGACUUUAAUAAGUGUUUGUCCUCAUCCAGUCCCUAUAUUUAUGGACCUUCAGAUCAGGCUGAUUUUAAACAUGUCCGAAUCACAAAGCUAAUGAAAGUUCAGGAAUGUUCUCAAAAGCGUUCACAGGCUUUUGAAAAUUCAGGCAGUCUUCAAUCAAAGAGAUUUAGACAGUCGGCCUCCAGAAUAAGUGAACCCUUUGAUAAUACAAGCAAUGACAGUUGUACAGAGCAGCAAGAAUCUUGGCAGGGAUAUGUUCAGUCACAAAGUGGUGUUAGACAAGAGGGGAUUGAAUUAUUCCAAGUUCCCCCAUCAAGGGAAACAGUGUCAAAAACAGUUCCCCCACAGACUGUUUCUCUGUCUCUUACAACACAGUCCAGCACUUCCACAGACAAAGGAAUGAUUGAUUUUACGAAGACCCACAGAGAAAUAUCUACCUCAGCGAAUGUUCCUACCCCUGAUCCUUUGUGUGAAACAGGUCUUGUUGAUCUGUCUAAAGUUUCUCCAUUUUCCACACCUUGUAUUUCUGAAGUCCGAUCCUUACAGACAGUAGAUUCUAAUCCAGAUGAAGUCAUACAAGAAGGUUUACAAAGUGAUACCAUCCCAGUUACACACAUGGAAGUGCUGCAGUCUGGUGACUCUAUUUCACAUAGUUCUUCUGAUUCUAGUGUUUCAUUUACUGCCAGUAUGGGGAAAGAUAAGCAGUUAAACCAAGGGUCAUCUUCAUCUGUACAAAAGAUUGGAUCACAAAAACAGAAUUCCCAAAGAAAAUUUGGAGAAGGGGAAAGAAGUUACAGUCAGCCAUGCCCCGAUUUCCGUGGUACAAUGGUUGACCUUUGUGCUGGAGAAGACAUUACUAUUGUGAAAACAGAACCUGAAGACUCAUCUUAUCCAGACCACUACACUGAGCUCCAAAACCCAGAGACUUCUCAGCGUAAUGAAGGGCAGAUAACUCCAGCAGAUUGGUCUGUUAGUAACAUCUCACUGUCGACAGAAGAGAACUCACCUCUAGGAGAAUUGUCUCCAAGGCAGAUCAACAGAGCAGAUGAGAGCCAUAGGAAGGAUUCUGACGCAUUUUCAGAUGGUCACGACAGUGGGGAAGUAUCUUUUCCCCAGGAUCCAAGAAGUGAAAGAAUGCACCCUCUUGUCUCAAAUGAGAGUUUAUACAGCCCUCUUCCUCCAACUGGAUUUGGCCAAGGAGAUUUGGCUUUGCAUUUAUCCAUGUUUGCAGAUCAAGUUGCAAUGCAAAUGAAAGACAUGGGAACUCAAUUAAUAAAAUGUUCAAUAUGCCACAAAGAUUUCAGUACCAGAUAUGGACAGAAGCUUCAUAUGGAGAGAUUUCAUCCUGACCCCAAGAAAAGCAAGUCUAAGGAAUUCCCCAAUUGUAAGAUCUGUGGCAAACAGAUGGCUAGCAAGUAUGCUCUCAAAAUUCAUGAAAUCAAGCAUACAGGACAGAGGGCAUUUAAGUGUGAGCUAUGUGGCAGCUCAUUUGGUUAUAAAAGUGUUCUAAAGAAGCACAUGGAAGUCUGUAAUUUAAAAUGAUCAAAAAGCCUUGAGGAGGAAUUGAAGAAAUUCUUAGCAAGGUGAUGAACAGUCCUAGUAUGGUUUUAAACUCUGGAGGAAAGAACCCAGAAACCUCAACUCAGAAGUUCACAGCCACGUACACUGAC
Messenger RNA from Saccostrea echinata, 2144 nucleotides. Its product is annotated as neurotrophin receptor-interacting factor 1-like. The coding region runs from base 118 to 2016 and encodes 632 amino acids. Gene Ontology annotation, biological process: regulation of transcription by RNA polymerase II. Gene Ontology annotation, cellular component: nucleus. The record is from RefSeq and is a predicted model, not a curated record. NCBI's taxonomy places the organism in Eukaryota, Metazoa, Mollusca, Bivalvia, Ostreida, Ostreidae. Gene Ontology annotation, molecular function: RNA polymerase II cis-regulatory region sequence-specific DNA binding; protein binding; DNA-binding transcription factor activity, RNA polymerase II-specific. The transcript has 6 exons.